AGUUGCAGAAUGUUGGAGCGUAGAUUGGCAACUUCCAUUUUUCUCUGGUUACUUGCUUGGAGGUCAGUUCCGACGGUGGAAUCGGCGAUAGGGGUGAACUGGGGAACGGUAUCGUUUCGCAGGCUGAGGCCUUCGACAGUGGUGGAUCUCUUGAAGGACAAUAAUAUCCCAAAGGUGAAGCUGUUCGACGCGGAGGCAGAUGUUCUUACGGCUCUGAAAGGAAGUGGGAUUCAGGUAAUGGUUGGGAUCCCCAACGAGAUGUUAUCUCUGUUGAGCUCGUCCCCUUCUGCUGCGGAUUUGUGGGUUCGUCAGAAUAUUUCUUCCUAUAUGGGCAAAGGUGGUGUCUCUAUCAGGUACAUUGCUGUUGGAAAUGAACCUUUCCUGACCAGUUAUAAUGGUCAAUUUCAGAACUUAGUCAUGCCUGCAGUACUCAAUCUGCAACAGUCUCUAGUCAAAGCAAAUCUUGCUGGUAAUGUAAAAAUUGUGGUCCCUUGUAAUGCCGAUGCCUACGAGUCCUCGAUUCCUUCACAAGGGGCGUUCCGUCCUGAGCUGACUCAAAUAAUGACUCAGCUUGUUCAGUUUCUCAACUCCAAUGGCUCCCCAUUUGUGGUUAAUAUCUACCCUUUUUUAAGCCUUUAUGACAACGGAGAUUUCCCCCAAGACUAUGCAUUUUUUGAGGGAACUACUCAUCCCGUCACAGAUGGUGCCAAUGUUUACACCAAUGCAUUUGAUGGAAACUAUGAUACUUUAGUGGCAGCGUUGACUAAACUUGGUUAUGGCCAGAUGCCUAUAGUUAUUGGGGAAAUCGGUUGGCCUUCAGAUGGAGCCAUUGGGACAAAUAUCACAGCUGCAAAAGUAUUCAACCAAGGCCUUGUAAACCACGUUCUAAGUAACAAAGGGACACCCUUGAGGCCUAAUUCCUCUCCAAUGGAUAUUUAUAUUUUCAGCCUGCUUGAUGAAGGUGCAAAAAGCACACUUCCGGGAAGCUUCGAAAGACACUGGGGAAUAUUCUCGUUCGAUGGGAAGGUUAAGUAUCCAUUAAACCUUGGCCUUGGAAAUAAAGAACUGAAGAAUGCUAAGAAUGUUCAGUAUCUUCCAUCAAGGUGGUGUGUGGCAAGCCCUUCUAGUGACUUGACCACCGUGGCCAACCAUAUGAGACUAGCUUGCAGUGUUGCAGAUUGCACAACGCUUGACUAUGGAGGUUCAUGUAAUGGAAUUGGCGCGAAAGGUAACGUCUCUUAUGCUUUUAACAGUUACUAUCAGCUGCAAAUGCAAGAUUCAAGAAGCUGCAAUUUUGAUGGCCUAGGAAUGGUAACCUCUUCAGACCCUUCGGUUGGUGGUUGUAAAUUUCCUGUGGGUGUUACUGAUAAAGAGUCAGAUUCAUCUUCCUCCCAAACAACAUAUAACCUAUGGGUUUUAGGAUUAGUUUUCAUUAUGCAAGGAAUGUUGUAUCAUUUCAAUGUGAUUUAAGAGGUUUCAUGGGUAGUUCUUUUUUCAUGGUCCUUUCUCAUGAAUCGGUUAGAACUAGGACAGCUGAGAUACUAGAAGAUGACAAUAGGGAUAUUCAUUAGCAUUCUUGGAUAUUGGAGGCUCGCAUAUAGGAUUCAGUCAUGGUACUACUAUCGUACAAGGGAUUGGCAUAUAACGCUUUGGUAUUGAAGAUUGAAGAAUAGUCAGAAUAUAUGAUUGUUUUGAUGUCUAUUCUACUAUUUACUUCAAUAAAUUAUGGUUUUCUUGACUGCCUUAA
Messenger RNA from Neltuma alba, 1747 nucleotides. RefSeq names its product glucan endo-1,3-beta-glucosidase 5-like. Gene Ontology annotation, molecular function: hydrolase activity, hydrolyzing O-glycosyl compounds. Gene Ontology annotation, biological process: carbohydrate metabolic process. Bases 10 to 1470 code for a protein of 486 amino acids. The transcript is spliced from 2 exons. NCBI's taxonomy places the organism in Eukaryota, Viridiplantae, Streptophyta, Magnoliopsida, Fabales, Fabaceae. The record is from RefSeq and is a predicted model, not a curated record.